AACAAACUGUCACAAGUUAAACAAAAAAAAACCUACCGGUUUGAAAACACUCUUCUGAAAAAAGAUAUUCCAACUCGAAAAAAAAAUAAAUAAAAACAAAUUCCGAUAAUAACAAAAUUAUUGAAUUCGAAUUUCUUUCUUGAAACAAAAUUGUGCUACAAUGUCCAUAAGCCUGUUAUCACCCCUCAGAAAAGUCAUUCAUGGCAAAAGAAUUAUACAAUUUCAAUUGCGAUUCCUUUCGCAACAAUCAACUACACCCAAAAUCGACGACCAACAAUUAAAUCCAAAUCCAACGACAUCACCUAACUUUGAAGUGGAACACCAUUCAAAAUUAGCAGCCGAAUGGUGGGAUCCAGCUGGCCAACUCAAAGGCCUUCAUGCCAUGAAUACAAUAAGAAUUCCCUUUGUUCGAGAUGGUUUAAUCUCUGCUGGAACUGUUGAUUCAGAACUUCAACAUACCACAAAAGUUCUUAAAGACAAGAAAAUUUUAGAAGUCGGUUGUGGUGGAGGAAUUCUUACUGAAAGUCUUGCUCGCUUACAUGCCGAUAUUAUAGCAAUCGAUUUGAGUGAUGAACUUAUCAAGGUUGCCAAACAGCAUCUAAAUGAUUGCAGUCCGGAGCUGACUUCAAGAAUUCAGUAUCGAAUGGAACCACUUGAUAUUCAUGUUAUGGACAAUCUGGAAAAAUACGAUGCAGUGGUUGUAUCUGAAGUUAUAGAACACAUUGACAAUAAGCCAGCUUUUCUUACAUCCUGCGUUGAUUGCCUAAAACCAGGAGGAUCAAUUUUUAUAACAACACUUAAUCAAACCCCAGUUAUGUGGUUUACUGGUAUAAUUUUAGCAGAAUAUUUGCUCAAUUUAGUGCCAAAGGGAACUCAUCAUUGGGAAAAGCUAAUUGCUCCAAAGGAAUUGAUGAAAAUUCUAAAUGCCUUGAACUGUGAUACGAUCAUGUUAAAAGGAUGCAUUUAUGAAUUCUGGUCAAAUAAGUGGCAAUGGAUACCAGUUGAUGAUUUUUCUUAUGCGUUGCAUGCAAUUAAAUCUGAGAGGUCUUAGGUCAAAGGUUUGUAA
This is a messenger RNA of Episyrphus balteatus (marmalade hoverfly), 1066 nucleotides long. It is a transcript of the gene Coq3, whose product is annotated as ubiquinone biosynthesis O-methyltransferase, mitochondrial. Gene Ontology annotation, molecular function: 2-methoxy-6-polyprenyl-1,4-benzoquinol methyltransferase activity. Gene Ontology annotation, biological process: ubiquinone biosynthetic process. NCBI's taxonomy places the organism in Eukaryota, Metazoa, Arthropoda, Insecta, Diptera, Syrphidae. The record is from RefSeq and is a predicted model, not a curated record. The transcript is spliced from 5 exons. Bases 161 to 1051 code for a protein of 296 amino acids.